UAGGGUGAUAAUGGAAUUGUUAUCUAUUGCUCCGGGUUACUGCACAUCCUUACUCUUUGUAUUCUUACUAGAGUAAUUGUCUCUCACUCUUCCAGAAAGACCAUAUGCCGGCACUUUUGGGAAUGGCCGCUGCUUACAUGAUCUUAAAGCAAACCCCAAGAGCAAGAAACCAACUGAAACGCAUUGCCAAAAUAAACUGGAACCCAGCAGAGGCAGAGGAGUUUGAGAAGAGCUUACUGUUACUGGCAGACAUCUACAUUCAGUCAGGCAAAUACGAUAUGGCGGGCGAGUUGCUGAAACGCUGUCUGCGACAUAAUAAGUCAUGCUGCAAGGCUUACGAAUACACAGGCUAUAUCAUGGAGAAAGAACAAGCGUAUAAAGAUGCAGCCAGCAACUAUGAAAUGGCUUGGAAAUACGGCAACCAGACGAAUCCCACUGUGGGAUAUAAACUUGCUUUUAACUACCUUAAGGCAAAGAGAUAUGUUGAUGCAAUUGACGUGUGCCACAAGGCAAAACACCUUUUGCAGGGAAAGAAACCUUUCCCCCGAAAGAAUGUCAAACUGUUCCCCCUUUGCGAAGGGUCAGGAACAUUUGUGGCCACCAAAUCCCUCAAGUUCUACCGCACUGUUGGCGUUGUGGAAAUUAUACUGGUUCUUUGUUUCAUAUCUUCUGGAGAUGUUCCUUGGUUCAACCCUUUUGGCAAGAGGUCUAUCCAAAAAUGCUAA
This is a messenger RNA of Rana temporaria (common frog), 725 nucleotides long. Its product is annotated as tetratricopeptide repeat protein 21B-like. Gene Ontology annotation, cellular component: intraciliary transport particle A. Gene Ontology annotation, molecular function: protein binding. Gene Ontology annotation, biological process: intraciliary retrograde transport; protein localization to cilium. The transcript is spliced from 6 exons. NCBI's taxonomy places the organism in Eukaryota, Metazoa, Chordata, Amphibia, Anura, Ranidae. The record is from RefSeq and is a predicted model, not a curated record. The coding region runs from base 105 to 725 and encodes 206 amino acids.